CACAAAUUACAUGACUGCUGAGCUUCUUCCUCUUUUCCCCUCAUACUAUCGACAUCGACUUGAUUUGAUCUUGCAAUAAUGUUUGAUUUCGCUCUGCCGCCACAGCAUCUCCGGACAAUCAAGCUGACCGACGGUCACGAGAUCACUGCAACCGAGGCUGAGCUGUUGGAUCCACAGCGAACAGUAUAUCGUCUCAAAAUUGCACCAGAUCCAGCCCAGGAUAAACUCCCAACAACGCCUACCUCUGUAAUUGUUAAGCAACAAAAGGAGGAAUGGGAAGACGAAUUUGAAAAUGAGGCGACAGCCUAUUACAGACUGGAGAGGCUCCAAGGCGAAGUAAUCCCAUACUUUUAUAGUCGGGGUUAUUUCAAUGGGCGAUCUGCACUUAUACUAUCAGACAUUAAUGGGACUUCUUUGAAAGAUUUGGCUUACAGCAACAUGGAGACUUCUGAGGAUUUAUUGAAAUCUCUUUUAGAAGAAGCUUUUUCCAAGCUCUCGGAGUAUGGAGCUAUCUAUCGAGACCAGAAACUGGAGAAUUUCUUGCUAUGUUAUGAUAAAGAGUGCGGGAAGAGUAAGAUAAUGGUUGUUGAUCUUGAACAGGUUGAGUUCCCUCAGAAAAUUUGUCCAUGGCACCGUCAGAUCAACCAGGAGGGAGCAAGAUCUUUGAUUGAGGAUUUUCGAUAUAGGCGGAAUCCUGGGCGCAAAUCACCUCCCCUUCAGUUAUGGGUGUCUGGGAAUGGUGGGAGUCCCUUGAUCGGCGAGCUAGACGAAUCUGCGCCCGCAAUCAAUCAGCAAAGCGCGUCGAUUGCAACUUGGGCAAGAUAAAGGAGCAGGGUAGGGUUCCAUGCGAAUACAAUAUAGCAGUGUUAUUUUACAUUAGGAAAGAUACUACAACAGGAAACAUGUAUUAGCAAUUCGCC
This is a messenger RNA of Aspergillus uvarum CBS 121591, 920 nucleotides long. RefSeq lists its product as uncharacterized. The transcript is spliced from 2 exons. The coding region runs from base 79 to 825 and encodes 248 amino acids. The record is from RefSeq and is a predicted model, not a curated record. Lineage: Eukaryota; Fungi; Ascomycota; Eurotiomycetes; Eurotiales; Aspergillaceae.